Messenger RNA from Cylicocyclus nassatus, 567 nucleotides. The record is from the annotation of a GenBank genome assembly. Lineage: Eukaryota; Metazoa; Nematoda; Chromadorea; Rhabditida; Strongylidae.
AUGAAAGGGCCAAUUAUCUUCGCUAUCUACUUCGUAACGUCCACUUGCUUGCCAGAUGAUACGGAGAAACGUACGACACCUAGCUUGGUGGGGUCUCGUAAAGGCUGUGAAUGUAAACCUCUCGUUUUUCCAAUGUUGAAAGAAUUCUGCUACUUCGAUUUUAUUUCAAAGAUGAAAGUUGUCUCGCAAGAAACAACAGAGUUGUAUCCUAAGUCUUCCGGACUAAACGAACUCUACAAUCCCAAACCCAUUAUAAAAGGUAUUCGAUACGAAGUUAAACAUUUAAAGGAGUUCAGAAAUGUGAACAACAACACGAGAAAUGUUGAGGAAGGGCUUUCCGAAUACAUCUUCAGUCCGAAGCCUGGUAACCCAUGCGCUUUGGAGCUCAUAGUAAACGAAGUCUACACACUUGGAGGUUUCAUUCCAAAAGGUCAGCGGCUUCGAGCAAAUUUGUGUGGGUUGCUCCAGUGGAAAGAUAAAGAAAAGUAUCUGGCAUAUUACGGUAAUGACCAGUGCCGCGAUGAAGAUCAGAGACGCAAUGUUUUUCGCAAGCAAAGAACUCACUAG